Messenger RNA from Cladocopium goreaui, 3210 nucleotides. Lineage: Eukaryota; Dinophyceae; Suessiales; Symbiodiniaceae. The record is from the annotation of a GenBank genome assembly.
AUGUUUGUACCGACUUCGUACUCCCUGGGAGUGGUGAUGGCCUUGUGUGCCUUGGUCUGCUGGGGUUCUUGGAGCGUCACUCUGGUCCUCGCCACCGGCAAGGCGGUGAUGCCAUUUCAGCUGUACUACACGAACUUCACUAUCUCCUUUUUGGUCACCGGUUUUGUUGUUGGUUUGCUUGGUGGCUCCUUGGGAUCUGGUGGAGAAAUGUACGACUUCCACACGCCUUUCCUCCAAGAGAUCUCAGGCACUGGACAUUCGGGAGAGUGCUAUGUGUGGGGGAUGCUUGGUGGUGUGGUUUGGAACCUCGCAAACAUCUUACUUUGCAAAGGUAUCAGCAUGAUGGGAAAUGCCAUCGGCUUCCCUCUCUGCGUUGGCUUGGGAAUGGUCACUGGCGCCAUUGUCGCCUAUGUUCAGGAUCCCAAGAGCAACUUGACCUUCUUGGUUCCAGGUGUCAUUGUGGCCUUGAUGGGCAUUUGCACGGUGGGCUUCCUCUCCUAUCGGAAGGACAAAGAGGUGGAAUUCCGGCGGCAGGCCUCGGGCACCUCUGAUGAGUCCUCGGAAGCAGAGAGUGGUGAGACGAGUGGCACAGCAGAGAGUGGACCAGAGCAGAUUGACGUGGAGGUGCCGGCAAAAGCUGCCACAGCACCAGGGAUGAUCAGGAAGCUGGUGGUUUGCAUUUUGGGCGGCCUUUUGUUGGGCUUCUCCAAUAUUGGUGUCGGCAAAGCUACCUCGGAGCCGUGUUUGUUGUCGCCCUACGCCAACCAAUUCCACUUCUCCGUGGGCGUCUUCAUCACCUCACUGGUGAUGCUGCCCAUCAUCACCUCAUUUCCCAUCGAGGGCGGCGAGUCCUCGCAGAUUGCACGAGUUUUCAGGGGAUAUCGUCAAGUGAAGCUGAGACAGCAUCUCUUGGCCAUCCUUGGAGGUUUCAUCCUUUGCAUGGGUUUUUUCUUUUUCAACUUGGGCAACAAGUCCAUGAAUUUGACGGUCUCGUACUGCAUUGGCCAAUCAGCUCCACUGGUGGGCAUUCUCUGGGGUACCUUCUUCUUUAAGAAUUUCAUUGGCAACCCUUGCGCCAGCUGCCGUACUCUCUCACGGCUGCAUUUCCUGCUGGAGAGGAACCAGCUGCCUGCAGCCUGUGAGGGGCGGGUCGUCAGCGCCCUGCGCGUGGCAGCUGGCGAGCUCUGCGACGUGGUAGAGCAGCAGGGCAUCUUCAGGCCGCUGCCCCCGGCACCGAGGGUAGGAGCCCUUGACGCUGAGGCGAAAGGAAGUCCAGAAGGAGAGAGAUUGGAGGAGAAGGCCGCCAAAGAAAAGAAGGAGGACAGCAAAAAGACCGCCAAGGAAUCCAAGAAGGAGAAGAAGAGGAAGUCAGAAGCGGGAGUGGAGGAGACUCCUGUCAAAGGCAAGGAAGGGGAGGUAGGAGACGAGCCUACCGCAGAGGCUAUCCGCACCGCGAAGGCAACGCCUUUGAUCGGAAAAGAGAGGAAGGAGAAGACGGACCAGGAGGAAGUGGAUCACUACGUCGCGACGCACCCAGAACGAUUUGGGUUGGGGUCACUCUCCAUCAGAGGAAGCGCUGCCAAGCACUUCAAGGAGAACGACGCAAGGACGAGAGUUCUGGCGACGUGCCAAGGAGCAGGAGAAAUGGGGCCAAAGGCAAAAGCCAAGGCGAAGGCCGGACCCAAGGGGACGGCAAGGUUGAGUGCGAUGAAGGCGGGAGUCAAGGCCAGGGCCGCUCCUGGGAGGAAGAGGCCGGCCGGGACCGUGGGAGCCCCCAUGAAGAGUCCCCGCACCACCGGAAGAGGAGAUAUAGCAGAAGAGGCAGAGAAAAGAUGGGCAGCCGGGUACAGUGUGUUCCUGAGGCACGUAGACCCUCGAGAGUACGAGAAAGCCGGCGGCCUGGUAGUGCUGGAGGGGAGGUACUAUCACCGCAGUGUGACUCUAGCUGGUCAGGUCGUGAGCGUGACCAUGGCUGGUGGGGCCGUGCACUUGAAGCUGAGUUUGACAGGCACUGGGGACCUCAAACUCCACACUGGGAACCCUGGCUGGCUGAUGAGGGGCCACAUUUGUGGGCAGGAUUGCAACCAAGAGGAGGCAGCGGAGGAUCUGGUGCAUCUCCAGGUGGGUCGAAAGAUGAAAGGACCAGGGGAGGAUGCGCCCUGGGUGACCAACUUGGAGAAGCCGAGAGACGGAGGAGAGGACGAGCUAGCUCUCUUGCGUGCCCGGGCAGGCGCAGAUCCCCCGGGUCGAGAGGCAGGCGUAGAAGGAGGAGCCCGACCACAUCAGAAGACAGGAGAAGACGGCGGCGCACAGAAAAAGAAGAAAAAGAAAAGAGACAAGAAGUCCAAGAAGAGAAGAAAGAGAGCCAGCGAGGAGGAGAAGGACGCCUCUUCAGACGAGGAGAUACGCCUGGAUGGAACCAGACCCCGUCAGGCCAAUCAGAAAAAGGCAAGGAUGCUCUUUGCUGGGACGGGGCUGGACCCUCGAGACAAAGUGAGAAACCGUGUGGCGAGGAGAGCUCGCAAGCACAUGAAGAAGAAAGCAGAGAAGAAUUCCUCCAGUGCCAGCGGGAGCGAGACGCAGAGCAGCUCCUCUGUGGACGGAGACGAGGUCGAGGAGACGUUGUUCGACCAAGGGUCGAAAGUGAGGGGCCUGGCCGAGUACCAUCCAGGUGCAUUGGCGAGUCAGGCGUUGAGGGUGAUGAGAUCGUCUCUGUUGCAGGAGAUAGGGACGGAGGACCGCCCCAACACCCUCCCGGCUGUGGCAGUGGCCUAUUUCCGCCAGCACCUCAACCGAAAGGCCCAGGGACCCACAGCCCGAGAGCUGAUGACACUGUGUCACGCAGUAGACCAGCUCUUGAAGGCUCGACCAGCCAGUGCGAUGGAUUGCAUGAUCCAGCGUAUAAAGUCCAUCGAACAGACGAUGGCAGGCAGCCACUGGUCGGUGAGCCAGCGGCAGGAGGUCCUACCGGCGGACACAGUCACGUUGACCACAGUGCCGGAGGCGACCUCGGCGCAGAAGGAGGUGUACCAGGAGGCCAAGGCCCGAUGGUUUGCAGCCUUUCCAGAAGGCCGAGUUCCGAAGGGCGGCAAAGGAGCGGGCAAAGCCAAGUCAGAAGGGAAAGACAAGAGCGGAGGAGGCGCAGACAAGGAGAGAAAAGGAAGGAAAGGCGGCAACAAAGCGGAAGCGAACAAAAAGAAAGAGAGCUGA